Choloepus didactylus (southern two-toed sloth) is the source of this 3895-nucleotide messenger RNA. RefSeq names its product inter-alpha-trypsin inhibitor heavy chain 1 (gene ITIH1). The transcript has 22 exons. Gene Ontology annotation, biological process: hyaluronan metabolic process. Gene Ontology annotation, molecular function: serine-type endopeptidase inhibitor activity. Bases 944 to 3748 code for a protein of 934 amino acids. NCBI's taxonomy places the organism in Eukaryota, Metazoa, Chordata, Mammalia, Pilosa, Megalonychidae. The record is from RefSeq and is a predicted model, not a curated record.
CAGCACACCUCACCUGGGGUCCCACAGUGGACUGACCAGGGGCUGUGUCUGCCCCAGUGUGCUGUGACUUGUGGGGGACAGAGAAGGUUUGGGCAUAAAAAUUAAGAAACUGCAGGUACGAGAGGGGUCUCUGGGGACUCUACCCUCUGGGGUCUUUAAUAUGCUUCUCCUUUCUUCCUCAUAAAACAGAGGCAGUUCCUGGUUUUAUGUGAUGGUUACAGGCUUGGGCUUUGUAGUCUGAGAUCCCUGGAUUUGAAUCUCUAUUGCUUGCCGUGGGACCAAUGUCCCAGGGACACCAUGAGAAUAAAAUUAGAUAAUAACGGGCUCAGUGCGAUGGCGUCGCACAGAAUUAGCCCUCUCUUGUGAAAAUGUGUCCUUCAUCUUUAUCUCCCCUUUACCUGCCAAGCGUCACUGCCCAGGUGGAAGAACGGGGAGGCUUACUGCUGCACUUUCCAAAUCUGGGCAAGAAGGGCCAGAGAGAUGGAGCAAGUAGCCUAAGGCCUGGAUCAUCUACUCUACCUCCCCGUGGCUACCCAGACUCCUUCUGGCAGAAAUGUUGCUGGGUUGGCGCCAUCACAAGCAUGGGCUUGGGUAGAAGUUGUGGCACUUCCUAAGCUGCAGUACCUGCCUCCCUGGCCAAAGCAGGACUGUCUGAAAAGUGAAGCCUAAUGAAGCCUAGAAAUCCAUUCUUAACUGUAACUUCUUGCCACAUGUCACUGUGUCCGCAGGGUCACCCUGUACCAGACCCAGAGGGUCCCCCAUGAUGAGAAAACAGCCAGGGUCUUCACGAUUCUUGUUGACUGGCUGCAGUUGUACAUGGAAGGGCACAGUCUGGAGUUUAGCCAGGAGUACAAAGCCCAGAGCCAGGGAAUCCCCCAAUAAGAAAGUUUUCACUUCCAAUUUUUGAUUCCCCAAAUUGUACUAUUUGCCCUCACCUUGUCUAAUGUUUAAUCCAUGUUUAUCUGGCACUUUAUUGAUUAAUGGUCUGAGCAAAGUGACAGGUAGCGGAAGCCUGGAGACCAUGGACGGCGCCAUGGGGCUGAAGGUGCUGCUGUGCUUGAGCCUGGUGUCCCUCCCUGCCCUGCAGGCCAGGCCCCCUCAGGGUUCAGCGGCAGGCAAGCCCAAAGGCAGUGAGAAGCGACAGCCUGUGGACACAAGUGUCGAUGGCGUGAUCAUCCGGAGUUUGAAGGUCAACUGCAAAGUCACCUCUCGCUUUGCCCACUAUGCCAUCACCAGUCAAGUGGUCAACAGCGCCGACCAGGCCAAGGAAGUGGCCUUCGAUGUGGAAAUCCCCAAGACGGCCUUCAUCAGUGACUUUGCCAUCACAGCAGAUGGGAAGGCAUAUGUGGCAAACAUAAAGGAUAAAGUGGCAGCAUGGAAGCAGUACCGGAAGGCGUCCAUCUCAGGAGAGACUGCCGGCCUGGUCAAGGCUUCAGGGAGAACAAUGGAGCAAUUCACCAUCCAUCUCACCGUCGGUCCCCGGAGCAAGGUCACAUUCCAGCUGACCUACGAGGAGGUGCUGAAGCGAAAACAUAAGCAGUAUGACAUUGUCAUCAAAGUCAAGCCCAAGCAGCUGGUGCAUCAUUUUGAGAUUGACGUGGACAUCUUCGAGCCCCAAGGGAUCAGCAAGCUGGACGCCCAGGCCUCCUUCCUCCCUGGGCACUUGGCCCAGUCCAUCAAGAAGUCCUUCUCAGGAAAAAAGGGCCAUGUGCUUUUCCGCCCCACCGUGGGCCAGCAGCGGUCCUGCCCCACAUGCUCCACAUCCUUGCUGAAAGGGGACUUCAAGGUGACCUACGAUGUCAAUCGAGACAAGCUCUGUGACCUUCUAGUCGCCAAUAACCACUUUGCCCACUUCUUCGCCCCACAAAACCUGAAGAAUCUGAACAAGAACGUGGUUUUCGUGAUUGACAUCAGUAACUCCAUGGAGGGCCAGAAAGUGAAGCAGACCAAGGAGGCACUCCUUAAAAUCCUAGGGGACGUGCGGCCAGGUGACUACUUCGACCUGGUUCUCUUUGGAUCUCAAGUGCAGUCGUGGAGGGGCUCACUGGUGCAGGCAUCCACGGCCAACCUGCAGGCAGCUCGAGACUUCGUGCGGCACUUCUCUCUGAACGGGGCCACAAACCUGAAUGGAGGUUUGCUCCGGGGAAUUGAGAUCUUGAACAAAGCUCAGCAAAGCCUCCCAGAACUAAGGAACCGUGCCUCCGUUCUCAUCAUGUUGACAGAUGGCGAGCCCACUGAGGGGGUGACGGACCGUUCCCAAAUUCGCGAGAACAUCCGCAAUGCCAUCCGAGGCAGGUUCCCACUGUACAACCUGGGCUUUGGUGACAAAUUGGACUUUAACUUCCUGGAGGCCAUGUCCCUAGAGAACAACGGACAGGCCCAGAGAAUCUAUGAGGACCACGACGCCGCCCAGCAGCUGCAGGGUUUCUACAGUCAAGUAGCCAACCCCCUGCUGGUGAACGUGGAGCUGCAGUACCCUCAGGAUGCCGUCUCGGCCCUGACCCAGCACCGGCACAAGCAGUACUACGAAGGCUCAGAGAUCGUGGUGGCUGGGCGCAUCGCUGACCACAAGCAGGACAGCUUCAAGGCUGAUGUGCGGGCUCAGGGGGAGGGCCAAGAAUUCGAGACAACCUGCCUGGUGGAUGAGGAAGAGAUGAAGAAACUGCUCCACGAGCGGGGCCACAUGCUGGAGAACCAUGUGGAGCGCCUCUGGGCCUAUCUCACCAUCCAGGAGCUGCUGGCCAAGCGGAUGACGGUAGAGGGGAAGGAGAGGGCCAACCUGUCGGCUGAGGCUCUGAAGAUGUCACUGGACUAUCAGUUCGUGACCCCGCUGACCUCAAUGACUAUUGGUGGCAUGGCGGACCAGGACGGCCUGGAGCCCAUCAUUGACAAGCCAACGGAGGAUUCUCUGCCGUUGGAGAUGCUGGGACGAAGAACCUUCAAGCUCCCGGAGUCGCAGGCUUCUCCUACUCGCACCAGCCCCGGUGUCCAGCAGGUGCCAAAUCGAGUGACUGGAGUGGACACUGAUCCCCACUUCAUCAUCCAUGUGCCCCAGAAGGAGGAUGCCCUGUGCUUCAACAUCAACGAGGAGCCUGGCGUGGUCCUGAGCCUGGUGCAGGACCCUGACACAGGUUUCUCCAUCAAUGGGCAGCUCAUUGGGAAUGAGGCCAGGAGCCCGGGGCAGCCUGCGGGCACAUACUUUGGGCGGCUGGGAAUCGCAAAUCCUGCAACAGGCUUUCAGCUGGAAGUGACUCCUGAGAACAUCACCAUGAACCCUGGCUGGGGUGGGCCUGUGUUCUCCUGGAAAGACCAGGCCAUGCUGCGGCAGGACGGGGUGGUGGUGACAAUCAACAGGAGGAGGAGCCUGGUGGUGUCCGUGGAUGACAGGGGCACCUUUGAGGUCAUCCCGCACCGGGUGUGGAAGGGGAGUGCUGUCCACCAGGACUUUUUGGGCUUUUAUGUGCUGGACAGUCACCGGAUGUCAGCGCGGACGCACGGGCUACUGGGACAAUUCUUCCACCCCUUGGAUUUUGAAGUAUCCAACAUCCGCCCAGGCUCCAACCCCACAAAGUCAGAUGCCACGAUGGUGGUGAAGAACCGCCGGCUGACGGUCACCAGGGGCUCGCAAAGAGACUACAGCAAGGACCCCCGGCAUGGGGCUGAGGUGACCUGCUGGUUCGUCCACGACAACGGGGCUGGGCUGAUUGAUGGUGUCCACACUGACUAUAUCGUCCCCGACAUCUUCUGAGCCCCUACCCAGCACACCGGUCUCCUCCUGGGACCAUGGCAGAGGAGAGAAGAGCACCUGACCUGCUGCCUAGGCCACACCUCCCUUUCCCAGCUGACUCCAAGAUCAAAGCUCCCCGUGACUUCCAUUAAAGAGAGGCUAUGGUCA